This is a messenger RNA of Mytilus californianus (California mussel), 1458 nucleotides long. RefSeq lists its product as uncharacterized. The record is from RefSeq and is a predicted model, not a curated record. NCBI's taxonomy places the organism in Eukaryota, Metazoa, Mollusca, Bivalvia, Mytilida, Mytilidae. Gene Ontology annotation, molecular function: protein binding. The transcript is spliced from 9 exons. The coding region runs from base 295 to 1458 and encodes 387 amino acids.
UCUAAAAACCGUAUCCCGGAACUGCCGUAACCGGAAGAAUAUUUUAUAUAGAAAAAAAGACAGAAAAUAGGAACUACAAAGAUUUUACCAGAUAACAUUAAAUUGUAAUUUGCCCUUCUACUGAAUAUGGGUCAGAUUGGUCAAGAAAUCACCAGUACUGUAUUUAUUUGAAGAUGCUUCUUUAAAAUCAGAGUUUCCUAUCUGGAGGCAGUAAAUACGUAUACACAAGGAAGGAAAUCUGCAAAAACUUCUAGUAUCAGAAAUGUUAAAUGGUAGCAGUACAUUGUAUGUAGUAUGACAGAUUUCAUUAUCUGUCUGUUUUUUGCUUUACUUGUGCAUAGAGCUGUAUGUUUAAAGUUCAAAGGUGGAGAUUUCAUCUUAUUGGACAAUGAACCUGAGAAUUUGUUGUAUGAAAAUACAUUUGUGUAUGAAUGGCGUUUAUGCAGGGUGAACAGCAGUGUUAUAAGUCCUAAUGAAUAUGACAGAAAAGGAUACAUCAAUGAAAACUGUUUCAACAAAAACUGGGACAACAAACAUCCUUGUUUAAAAUUUGCAUGGUUUUAUGCUGGUGUACCUUUCACAGAAGUUCCAACCUGUGAUCCCUUGUCAGCUGCAGACAGUUAUAUUUGGAACUGUGAGAAAGACCUACUUCCAAAUGAAGUUACCCCAUACAGGAACUGCACACCAGUGUGUAAUGAGGGAUAUACCUUACUACAGAAUGUGACAACUAGAUGUAGUGUACACCUGACAUGGACUUGGUUUGGAGAUAAGGAUAAACAGUUUUGUGAAAAGACACAUUUAGAAGAUUUCACACAACCUCCUUCAGAUAGAUUUCCAAUAACCACAGUCUCAGAAAAAUUUCCAAGCUCCACAGUCUCGGAAAGAUAUCCAAGCACUACAAUCUCAGAAGGACCUUCAAACACAGUUUCUACAGUAUCAGUGUCGUCUAAUGAAAUAGUUUGGACCUUAUCAGGCUUAACAGCCAGUCAUAUAAAUGAAACAGCUUUGGAAUUAACAUGGAAGGUAUCCAUAUCACCUGCAGGAAGUCAUCAUUAUCCCAAUGGAUACAACAUAUCUUACAACAAACAAGGGGAGCAAACUCAUCAUAUAACCUUGAAAGGUUAUCUGCUGAACACUACGAUAUCAGAGUUGGAGCCAGAUACAAAGUACUUCUUUAAAUUGUGUGCUAAAGGAACUAAUGAACGAGAUGAGAUUUGUGCAAACACAACAGUACAAACUAAAGCUAAAGAGGUAUUAGUUGGAAAACAAUCACCAGGGGAUGAUAAUACUGUGAUUUUAAUUGGGAUUGUUGCUGGAUGUGGAGUUUUAUUGGUAUUUUUUGCUGUAAUUAUAAUUUGUAUGUGUAAAAAGCAAAGAUAUUCACCAUCUUCCAGUUCAAGCAGUGACCAGUAUUCACUAGUUGGUCGAGGUACAUGGUAUUUUUAUAUGCAGAAUUAA